Messenger RNA from Teleopsis dalmanni, 579 nucleotides. Its product is annotated as mucin-2-like. Bases 1 to 579 code for a protein of 192 amino acids. The transcript is spliced from 3 exons. NCBI's taxonomy places the organism in Eukaryota, Metazoa, Arthropoda, Insecta, Diptera, Diopsidae. The record is from RefSeq and is a predicted model, not a curated record.
AUGAAUAAUGAAUGUGCAGCGGCAACAACAACAACAGCAGCAGCAACUAGAGCAACACCACAAAUAGCAGCAGCAACAGCAGCAGCAGUAGCCAUUACCACCACCAAUACCAACACAAGCACCAGUACUACCACUACAACAAAAACAGCAAUAAUAACUCAAACAAUUAUAACAACCGUACAAACCGUACCAGUAACGACAAUAUCAACAACCAUUUGUCAACCAUAUAUAGCAACAGCUGUUGUUACAACAACGGGAGCGACAACAACAACAGCAACGUUACAACAACGUACUACCACCAUUCAGCAACAGCAACACCAACAACAGCAGCAACCGCUGUUGUACACGUGCGCCACCGCUUCAUUGGCGGCAUCAUCCUCUUCAAUUAUUGCUCAACCGCCGCCAAGCAAGAUUUUUAAAACGGAUCAUUUGUGUGUGAACGCCUACAGUUUGCCCACCGCUGCUGUUGCUGCUGCUGCUGGGCAUCCUUGUGUCUAUUGUGUCAUUCCCGUAGUGCAACCGCUUAUGCCUUACAAUUGUCAGGAUUUGGGUCUACGGCCUCAAGUUGGAUCUCAUUAA